CAUAUUUCUUCAAUAAUCUGCUGUUUUUUCUCUCAAAUUUUGGAUCUUUGCCAUAAAUUAAUCGAACAUAAUUACUCCUUGUUCGCCUAAUACACAAGUUUUACGAAAAAGCAGCUUGAAAUACUCAUUCAGUAAUUUCAACAAACACAUAAUCUGCAUAAGCAAGCAUCCUCACCCUGUUCUUGUUAUUUAAUAGAGAAAGAAACCAUCCUCGCCUCGAAACACGGUAGCUGAAGACAGCGGCGUUUUGUGAUUUCUAUAACCAUCUGGCGGCGGAAACGGGAGUGUCGAGCUGUGGUUUUGCGGCGGUGAAAUGAAGCGGCAGGCAGAUGAAGAACAAAUUCUCACACUUUGAGAUUGAAAAUGUUGCAGUUAUGAUUUCGGUGGUGUUCAGUCUUAGCUAUGAAAAUUAUGUCAAGAUUCAAAUGCCCUAUAGCAGUAUUAAACGUGGCUCUUCAGCUCCGAAGAUUCGAUUCUGUUCGGGUAUUUGAGGGUAGGACGAGACCGGGUGGAUCGUCGAAUAAUCACCGGGAUAUAGUCGAUGAGUUCACCAUGCAUUGCUAUCAAAAGGAUCUUCCCAAUGCAAUGAAGGCAUUGGAUUCUAUGCAGAAACAUAAGCUAUGGGCGGAUUCGAUCACUUACUCCGAGCUAAUUAAGUGCUGCAUAGCCCGUGGAGCCGUUAAACAAGGGAAGCUAAUCCACCGUCAUGUCUUCUCGGAUGGCUAUGAGCCGAAGACUUUCCUUAUCAACUCACUUCUGAACAUGUAUGUGAAGUUUAAUUUGCUGGAUGACGCGGAAUUCUUGUUUGACCGGAUGGUCGGGAGGAAUGUGGUGUCGUGGACAACCAUGAUCGCUGCGUACUCUAAUUCAGAGUGUAAGUAUAAGGCCUUGCGAAUGCUGGUUAUGAUGCUUAGAGAUGGUGUUCAGCCGAAUAUGUACACGUAUUCUUCGGUUCUGAGAGCCUCUGAGGAGAUUUCGACCCUCAAACAGCUUCACUGUUGCAUAAUCAAGGUGGGUUUGGAGUUGGAUGUUUUCGUCAGGAGUGCUUUGAUCGAUGUUUACUGCAAAUGGGGUGAGCCGAGAUCAGCGCUUUUGAUGUUCGACGAGAUGGGAACUUCGGAUAUUGUGGUGUGGAACUCCAUCAUUGGGGGUUUUUCUCAGAACAGUGAUGGAGAGGAAGCGCUCAAUCUGUUUAUCCGGAUGAAGAGAUCUGGUUUCUGGGCUGACCAGUCGACUUUAACGAGUGUUCUGCGUGGCUGCACUAGUUUAGCGUUGUUGGAGCUGGGAAGACAGGUUCACGUUCAUGUCAUCAAGUUUAAUCGAGACUUGGUCUUGAACAACGCCCUUUUAGACAUGUAUUGCAAGUGUGGUAGUUUGAAAGACGCUGAUUUCGUCUUCACUCGAAUGGUUGUCAAAGAUGUGAUCUCUUGGAGCACCAUGAUAAUAGGCUUUGCCCAAAACGGUUACAGCCGGAAAGCGAUAGAUCUAUUCAGGGCAAUGAGGGGAUCGGGAAUGAAACCGAAUCACAUCACAGUUUUGGGGGUUCUGUUUGCUUGCAGCCAUGCGGGGCUAGUGGAGGAGGGACGGUGUUACUUUGAGUCGAUGAAGACGGACUUUGGAGUUGAUCCGGGAAGGGAGCAUUGCGGCUGCAUGAUUGAUCUCCUCGGAAGAGCAGGGAAGCUUGACGAAGCUAAGAAACUGAUUCAUGAAAUGAAAUGCGAACCGAAUGCUGUGACAUGGAGAGCUUUGCUCGGUGCGUGUAGGGUUCACCGUGACAUGGAUUUAGCCGAGUAUGCAGCGAAGAAGGUCUUGAGCUUGGAUCCUUGUGACGCAGGGACGUACACGCUUCUGUCUAAUAUAUACGCCAACGGCCAACGAUGGGACGAGGUUGCGAAACUGAGGGGACUCAUGAGGGACCGAGGGAUCAAGAAAGAACCGGGAUGCAGUUGGAUUGAGGUAGAUAAGCAAGUCCAUGCUUUCACGUUGGGCGACAACGCUCAUCCGGAGAUUCAUCAAGAGCUGGGGCGUGUCGUUCGGAGAUUGAAGGAAGAGGGCUAUGUUCCGGACACGAGCUUUGUGUAUCAAGAUGUUGAAGGAGAGCAGAUGGAGAACUCGCUUGUCUACCACAGCGAGAAACUGGCUAUUGUUUUCGGGAUCAUGAGGUUGCCGAAAGGGAAGACGGUUAGAAUUCGAAAGAAUCUGAGGAUAUGUGGCGACUGCCAUGUUUUUGCAAAGCUUUUGUCGAAAGUGGAAGGUAGAAGCAUCAUCGUUAGGGAUCCGGUUCGUUACCACCAUUUUCACGACGGGGCUUGCUCGUGCGGUGAUUAUUGGUAGUGUGCAACGAAGAAUGGAACGUUAGAUAUUUGAUAUCUCACGCGUAGAUUUGUUGAAGUAGUUCAACACAUUGUUGUACAUCGAACAGACUGGUAUUUUGAUAUGAGGCGGGAAAGGUCGUUAUAUGGGGGCACGUGAUGAUUUGCCACUUGAAAUCGAGACAUUGGGAUUGGACCGGUAGAUAGAUUCAUAACGUUUUGAGCACAACCAGUAACCAUUCGAACCCGUUUAAAUUGUAGGAGUGCGUCUUGGAUCGGUCGAUUAUGUUAUGGACGGAAUCCGACUCAUGGCGAUCUGGUUGAAUUGGGAGAAGUCGUAGUUAUUAUUUUAGGUCGAUCGAUUGGAGAACCAAUCACUCAAGUUAACAUUAUGAAAUAGCAAGCAAUUGCAUAUGAUUGAGUUGUCUGUGCAACACACUAAAUUAUUUGGAAUCAAGGCAUGCCCAUGAUACUUAUUUUAAUUAUAUAAUAUAAUAAAAUAUUUCUCAA
Molecule: messenger RNA, 2822 nt
Organism: Salvia splendens (bonfire salvia)
Lineage: Eukaryota; Viridiplantae; Streptophyta; Magnoliopsida; Lamiales; Lamiaceae
Gene: REME1
Product: Pentatricopeptide repeat (PPR) superfamily protein
Exons: 2
Coding region: 403-2334 (643 amino acids)
Biological process (GO): RNA modification
Molecular function (GO): zinc ion binding; RNA binding; protein binding
Source: RefSeq, a predicted model, not a curated record